CCGAGAUUCUAGCGCUUCCGUUACACUCCUUAGAAAAAAACUUUUGUAAUUAUUCAAACAUUGGUAGUCUUUUCUUUAAAGGAUGGCUGCAUUAAGUGGCUUCGUUGAAUUUUUCCAGAAAGGAAAGGUAACACGGCGUUUAGAGACGUUCAGACCUAAAAAAAAGUUUGCUUAUGGGACGCUGAGAUACUCCCUCCACAAGCAAGCUCAAGCUUCUCUGAAUUCUGGGAUCAAUCUUAGAUCUGUUGUCAAAUUACCUCCUGGCGAGGAUCUGAAUGACUGGAUCGCUGUGCAUGUGGUGGACUUUUUUAACAGAAUAAAUUUGAUUUAUGGCACUAUUUCUGAGUACUGUGAUUCUGCGUCAUGCCCCACUAUGAGCGGAGGGGCUAGAUUCGAAUACCUAUGGGCAGAUGGUGAUAAGUAUAAAAAACCAACCGCUCUACCUGCCCCGCAAUAUGUUAGUCUUCUUAUGGAGUGGAUCGAGGCACAGAUAAACUGCGAGGCCAUAUUUCCUGUGUCUACAGAUGUGCCAUUUCCAAAGACCUUUAUUCCUCUAUGCCGAAAGAUACUCACCAGAUUAUUCAGGGUUUUUGUCCAUGUUUAUAUUCAUCACUUUGACAGAAUCGUUGCUAUCGGUGCAGAGGCUCACGUCAAUACGUGCUACAAGCAUUUCUACUACUUUGUAACAGAGUUUGAGUUAAUCAAUUCUAAAGAACUUGAGCCACUGGCAGAGAUGACUUCUAAGGUAUGCAAAGACCCUUUGUCGUCACCAACGCACCCUAGUACUCCAGGUACCAAUACAAUUUCCAAUAGAUAAUUUGUCAAGAAUUUGAAUACAAAUUUCGAUCACGGUAUCAUUCUGAUCUGUAUAAAUAGACAAGGGGUUUGCGUUAGUGAGUGCUUUACGACUUAUGCGAAAGAAUAAUAAUCUUGCUGGUAAAUUAUUGUGGAGUAGAAAUCUCGCUGAGAAACAUGAUGCAUUGUUUCUUUACGAUAAUAAGCUGAAGGUUUGUAAUAUUUGUAAUUAAUUUUAUGGCAAUAAUCGAGAGCAUUAUGAGUUUUUUCGUCAUUUUAUAAGGUCUUAUCGACUAUUAUUUAUAAGUAUCCUGUACGCAUAAUGAGCUUGGGCAAUUGUAUUGAAGAUCUAAGUAAUUUAAAGUCGCUUGGCUGUCAAUAGGUGGGCGAUCACAUUGACAGAUGAUCUGCUAUCUUCGGUCAACGGUUAUUAUAAUUCAUUACUGAUUAAUAUGUAUCAUUAUUACUUUGUAUUAACUUAAAUGAUCUAGUCAGUAUUAGAGGAUAAAAAUCUGUAAUCGCAUGGAGACCAUUGUUGCAUUUUUAUAUUUGUCAUUUCAUAAGUGUGUUGGAACAUGAAGCAUAUUUAGGUACUCAUCACGUAUGUAUGAAAUAAAUUUUAAUUAUGCCAUUCAUAAUACGAA
Athalia rosae (coleseed sawfly) is the source of this 1439-nucleotide messenger RNA. RefSeq names its product MOB kinase activator-like 3 (gene Mob3). The transcript has 5 exons. Gene Ontology annotation, molecular function: protein kinase activator activity. The coding region runs from base 83 to 817 and encodes 244 amino acids. Gene Ontology annotation, cellular component: nucleus; cytoplasm. Gene Ontology annotation, biological process: positive regulation of protein phosphorylation; signal transduction. The record is from RefSeq and is a predicted model, not a curated record. Lineage: Eukaryota; Metazoa; Arthropoda; Insecta; Hymenoptera; Athaliidae.